AUGUUUAAUCAAAAUUCUGGUAACGAUAAUUACAUUCCUCAAAACAUGAUUUAUCAUCACAUUCAUCAAAACUCCGGAGAAAUUUAUCAAAACAUUGUAAUUGUAAUUGGUGACAAUAAUAAUCCCGUUCACCAAAACACAUUUCAUAAUACGAUUUAUCAAAAUCACGAGGACGUUUAUCAACAUGUCAGUGACAAUAAUUACGAUCAUCAAAACAUGGUUCAUAAUAAUCCCAUUCGCCAAAACACAGGAGAAAUUUAUCAAGACGUCGGUAACAAUAAUUCCGUUCACCAAAACAUGACUCAUAAUACAAUUUAUCAAAACCCUGAAAACACCUAUCAAAAUGUCGAUGACAAUGAUUCCGUUUACCAAAACAUGAUUUAUAAUUAUCCUAUUUAUCAAAACCCUGGAGAAAUUUAUCAAAACGUUGGUAAUAAUAAUUCCGUUCGUCAAGACAUGAUUCAUAACACAAUUCAUCAAACUCCUGAAGAUAUUCAUCAAAAUGUCAAUGACAAUAGUUACGAUCAUCAAAACAUGGUUCAUAAUAAUCCCAUUCGUCAAAACACUGGAGAAAUUUAUCAAGACGUCGGUGACAAUAAUUCCGUUCACCAAAAUAUGAUUCAUAAUACAAUUUAUCAAAACUCUGGAGAAAUUUAUCAAACCGUUGGUAAUAAUAAUUACGUUCAUCAUGACAUGAUUCAUAACACAAUUCAUCAAACUCUUGAAGAUAUUAAUAUUUAUCAAAAUGUCGACGACAAUAAUUCCGUUUAUCAAAACACUCAGAACAUUUGUCAAAGCGUUGGUGAGGAGAGUUACAUUCGUCAAAACAUGAUUUAUAAUCACCAAAAUAAUUUCGUUGCUGAACCGAACUCAGCUAAUAUUAUGAGCGUUAAUCAUCAGAAUUCU
Messenger RNA from Entrophospora candida, 906 nucleotides. NCBI's taxonomy places the organism in Eukaryota, Fungi, Glomeromycota, Glomeromycetes, Entrophosporales, Entrophosporaceae. The record is from the annotation of a GenBank genome assembly.